Molecule: messenger RNA, 1263 nt
Organism: Daphnia pulicaria
Lineage: Eukaryota; Metazoa; Arthropoda; Branchiopoda; Diplostraca; Daphniidae
Gene: Syx16
Product: syntaxin-16-like
Exons: 5
Coding region: 250-1185 (311 amino acids)
Biological process (GO): intracellular protein transport; vesicle-mediated transport; vesicle fusion
Cellular component (GO): SNARE complex; membrane; endomembrane system
Molecular function (GO): SNARE binding; SNAP receptor activity
Source: RefSeq, a predicted model, not a curated record
CUUUUAUUCAUACUAAAUGUGCCACGAAAUGUCAAAAUCAGCUGUACGAGGAUCGAGUCCAUCGAUUUAAAGUUGUCAAAAUCAAAAUCUGGCAUUUAAAAAAUAAAGUUUCAGUGCAAUAUCUACUAUCUAAAUCAAUAUUUUCAAUUGUGAUCUGUACGAUUUAGAUUUUGCUUGUGAAAAUUUAUAUCACGUAUACCUUAAUAUCGAUGAUUCAACCCCAAUAUCGACUGAAAGUUCACAUAGAAAAUGGCAACACGAAGUAUCACUGAAAUUUUCAUUCUGAUGCGUAACAAUGCUAUUCAAAGUCGAAAUUUUUACUCUGAACAAAGCAUAUCAGACACGGAUUCCUUGGUCCGUCAUGAAGUAGAUGUUCACGGCAAGAGUCAUGCCACUCAUGUAAGGAUUCCUCCAGAAUGGACAGACAGCUUAGAAGAGGCUCAGUACACCUUGACAAAAAUUCAAACUCGACUAAAAGAGUUGAGCUCUCUUCAAAACAAACAUCUUCUUAAGCCAACAUUUGAUGACGCGAUGAAUGAAGAGCAGCAGAUUGAUGCCUUUACUCAAGACAUAACCAAAAUGUUUACCACCUGCCACAAUUGCAUAAAAAGGAUUCAGUACAAUAGUACUAGUCCUAGUCUGGGGCAGGCAGAAGCAAAUCUUGCCAAAAAUGUGGUCACAUCUUUGGUAACAUCAUUACAAAAUCUAUCAAACACCUUCAGGAGUGACCAGAAUGCAUAUCUGAACAAAAUUAAAUCACGCGAGGAACGUUCUCAACAAUUUUUUGGUGGAACUUCCUCCAAGGAUUGGAAUUAUGAUGACUGGACCAAUACUAGCAGCCAAACCGAAACUCCGCGAGUGAUGAGCCAGCAGCAAUUGAUGUUGCAGGAAGAAAAUUCGUCUUUCGUUGAACAGCGCGAGAAGGAAAUUCAAAAUGUGGUCCGUUCGAUAUACGAACUGAAUUCGAUAUUUAAAGAAAUCUCUCACAUGGUCGCCGAUCAAGGUACCGUUUUGGAUAGAAUAGACUACAAUAUUGAGCAUACACAAGCUAAAGUUCACGACGGUUUGGUUCAUCUGCAAAAAGCUGAUAAUUAUCAAAAGAAAAAUCGGAAGAUGGUAUGCAUUGUCGGUUUGGUUUCCACCAUCAUCCUUCUAAUCAUUAUUUUAAUUGCUGUUAAAUCUUGAGUAAAGAGAAAAUCUAAUUUCUGUUCAUGUUUUCCAUGUGUGUAUUGAACUCCUGGAAAUGUACGUGUUUAAAUGCUG